Messenger RNA from Dentiscutata heterogama, 262 nucleotides. Lineage: Eukaryota; Fungi; Glomeromycota; Glomeromycetes; Diversisporales; Gigasporaceae. The record is from the annotation of a GenBank genome assembly.
CAAUGCUACAAUGAUGAGGAUAUAUCAGAAACUUUUAAAUGUUUAAUCUUUCAAUUGCAAAACUUUUUGGAUACCACUAGCAUCAUCUUUUAUACAUCCUUGGCUUCAUCAACAAUUUGUCUCUUAAAUGCAUUACAAAUCUACUUAGAUGAUCCGGAAGUAAUUCCUAAUCUCAAUCCAAAUAAUAUAAAUUAUUAUUAUUCUAUUGUCAAUGCGAAUGGUAGUUUUUAUUUUAUUGCUAUGGCAUCUAUGACUAAUUACA